AUGUGUUGUUCAAAUGGAACUGUUCGUAUUCCUAAUAUCGAUGAACCACCAGAACCAAUGAAAACUCUUUUGGAAAGUUCAACAAGUAUUUCAGAACACUUUUUAGAAAAUAUUAAUAAAUAUAACAAUGCAUUUCAUAUGACCUCAUUUGGAGCGGCAGAAACUAUUGUCGAAAAUUAUAUGCCUACAUUUAAAAUAAGAGGUCAAGUGUAUCAUUUAGCCGGGUCGUUGAUGCCUUUACCAAAUACAAAUCAUAAAUAUUUACAAGUUUAUUUUAUGGAUGACGAAGAGGAACAAAUUGAUGCGCGAAUGGGUAUUUGCAGUGGAUUGAAUAAAGGUAAUUGUAUUGUAUAA
This is a messenger RNA of Macrosiphum euphorbiae (potato aphid), 354 nucleotides long. The record is from the annotation of a GenBank genome assembly. NCBI's taxonomy places the organism in Eukaryota, Metazoa, Arthropoda, Insecta, Hemiptera, Aphididae.